Molecule: messenger RNA, 2679 nt
Organism: Dibothriocephalus latus
Lineage: Eukaryota; Metazoa; Platyhelminthes; Cestoda; Diphyllobothriidea; Diphyllobothriidae
Source: the annotation of a GenBank genome assembly
AUGUACGUAUGCGUUUGCUGUGGUGACGAUGCCCCAAGCCUCUACACAAUUUACAGUUCGGAGAUCAUAAAUUGUCAGUCUUGUAAACGUUGUGGGAAGAUCGUGGACAAAUACGUGGAAUAUGACAUUGCGAUCAUCAUAAUCGACUUGCUCGUCUCUCCCAUGUGGGUUCUCCCUGUACUUGUGUGCGUCCUUGCUCUCCGCGGUGUAAAUUGUGUCAAUUAUCAAGUCUCUGCAAAGUUGUUUUCUUCAUGGAAAGAAACGCCUUUACUGUCAGAGGCUGGAGCUUUCCUUGCGCAGAAAAGUGUGAACCACUUUUGGGACUUUCUCAAUAAGCUAGAGCCGCUUGUCCACAAGGGCGACAAAGAACUCUUCUCAAAUGAAACACGCCUCAGUCAAGUGGCCCUGAUGCGUCUAGAGGAUCUCGUCAUGGAAAUCUUGAAUUUUCCAGCUGACAACGAUGGCAUUCGGGAACUUCAAAGGCAAUUAUUUCGAUUGUCGCUUUCAUCGCGUACAUUUUCGCCGGCCGUCCAAAUGGCAAAUCACUUAGGCAACGUGGGACAUCUCAUAGUUCAUCCUGAAGGUGACAUGAACCUCGUGACGGAUGCCAACAGCGUUAAUACAGCCCAUUUAUCCUCUCCCUGCCCAAACAGUUCCUCAUGGGCUCAAGUAGGAUCUUCAUUCGCAUGUACCUUAAACGACUUGGAAAGGCUACUCACUCUCGAGUCGAAAAAAUGUUCUCCGGAAUGCUCAUUCGCCCAUAUGGACACUGUUUUACUUUCCGACUGCGUGUACCUUUCCACCACUGCCCGUGAUAAGCAAAAAAGUCUUCCAAGGAUUAUAUUGAAUGGCGACAUUCGGACUAAGGAAUUCUAUAUGUGGCACGCCGAAGCCAAAUCCCUUGCCUCUGCUGGCCGUUGUAUCUAUAUCUUUCGGCACUUCAUUAAGGCCGUCUACAGGAUUGUCCUCGCCCUCUACCCCAAAGAUGUGGAGUUAGAGCUGGAGAGCUGUGAACGACUAAGCGUUGCUUCGAUUUCUAAAGCUUCAGAAGUUAAGGAUUCUACUUCCGACAAUGCUACGGGUGCUGAUAUCCCUACUGCCUCGGAUUCGCCAGCGGCGGAUUCCAACUCCACCCGACAACACUCUCAAAAUCCCGAUUUUCCUUCGACCUCUCCUGAAAUUCGCCCAUUAAAGGCUUGGCAGAUGCGAGACCUCGGAUUACAAGCGAUACAGUCCAUCGCUAACGCCGUUUCGCAGUCGGAUGGUUCCACUACUGGUCGGGCCGGCCUCCUGGCUCUGAGAGAUAUCAGCCGCAAUUUUCCGUCACGAGCCUACGAACUGUCUCAACUCGUAGUUACUCCUGAACUCCGGUCUGAAGUGAAGUAUAAUCAAGAGAUUCUUACCGAAAGGUAUGAAGUCACGCCGGGCAGCAGUCUGUUCCUGUUGAACGGUUUGGCCCUUUCGCCCUCUAUCGAUAUUUUUGCUCUGCUGGAUAUUCUGCGCUCGGAGAGCUACCUGCUGAGCCAUUUGUGGGGUCUCGAUCUGCCGACCCACGAAGCCACAAAUCUGCUUCAUUCAACUGCCAGGGCAGAUAGCCCCUCGCUAGCCGCCUUUGGAGAGAGUUUCAAGCACAGCCUGACUGGCCAAUACUUGCUGAAUCUCGCUUCUGCCCCAGUCAUCUACCUGAAUGAUCUUGAGACAAAUCCUGGCUACAACAGAUGGCCACGCACCUUGCGUGCGCUCUUUAUGCCCUCUUACAUGGGGGCGAUUCGUCAGGUGGGAAAAAAUGUGCUAAAUCUUGUUCUCGUCCUUGAUCCAGCCGAACCGCGCUGCAUGGAAAUUCUAAGACUGACAGAGGCCUUCGUCCUCCAGGGAGUCGCUAUUCGCAUCGGCAUUUUGUGGGCUGUGGAUCCAAAAGUCGAAUCUGUAGGACUGGAUCUUGCCCGCGCUUUUACUUACCUGGAGAAGACGGUUGAGGAGUACCCGAGGAAUAGCAGGUCCUCCUCCCAAAUGGGUAAUCCCGGCGCAAUGACCGGCCUUAAUUUUCUCACGGACGUUUACGCCAAAGUCAAGAACAUGGAGAGCUCUACUGUUCUGAGCCAAAAGCUUGUUCGCGAAGAGUUUGAGCACAGCUUUCCGGACUUCUACUCUGAGGAUGUCUUCGGGAGCCCCGGCACUCCAACUGCCAACGAUGAGAUAAUUAAGACUCAUAGGCUUUUCCUACAAAGUAGUGGUAUACUUUCUUCAAUUGGCGCGCCUCCUGCUCUACUCAUGAAUGGGAUGUUGUUGGAUGCUGAGGGGAUUGCCAAACUGGGUGGCUUCGAGGAUGCGGUAGUGACCGCAGCCAUGGAACAGACCGUGUACUUCCAACACGCGAUGCUAGGAGGUCGUUUCGCUGAUCCUGACAGUUCGGCCGAUUUAUUCGCCAAAGAUGGCUUGCUGACCACGCGAUGCAACCGCCGUCUUCUCACUGCGGCUCCACCUUCUGUGAACAAGUUCUCUGUUGGUGAUUCCACCUUCGACACCGACGUUCCGGCCUUUCUGCCCUUUGGCAGUUUAAGGGACACAUUGAAGAAGGAUCGUUUGGACUCUCUAUCUCCCGGCCAGAUAACAAGCCUGUUGGCUGAUCACAUGCGCUAUUUGCAAAAGGGUGGUAAGUGGAAGUGGUUUCGUUCAUAA